GCCGAAUGAAGUAGGCUGCGUCAGCGUUGCGGCCAAUAGCAAAACAACAUCACACAUCACCUGUGAGAUUUCUGAAACAAAAGUCGAACGACCGGCGGAGUAACAGGGUGCCGUGAAAACAAAAGCGCGUCCCUUGCUGCAAAAGUGUCGGCAACUAGAUUUGCGAUUUAUUUUUGCACCGGGUGUUUCGAAAUUGUCCAGUGAGAUUUUAAAUUUGUGUGUUCAAGUGUGAAGUGCUGGUUUGUUGAAUUCGGAAAUUCAGAUUUUUUGGAUUUAGUUUUAUGGGAAUUAUAAUCCAGGAACUCAUAGCUAUAUCCACCACUUAUCGGCAAUGAAGAUUAGAUGAACCUCGAGUAGUGAUGUCAAAAUGGCGGCCACAGAUGGUCAGAUCACCGUGGCGGCGGCCCGUUGGGCGGAAGAGGGCAGCUACUUGCGCGAGUUCGUCUCCAAGCACCGUUUACCGGCUGUCGUCAAGAUAAUCAAGGGUCAGUAUGGGGGGCUGGGGGUGCCCACCCUGCCCAGCCCCGGGCUGCAGUCGACGGCGAUGCUGGUGUCGGCGGGAAAGCGGCAGAAGAUCGUCGCCCAGGCGGUGAAGAUCAAGGAAGGUAGAAGAUUAGUGUGCGUGGGUCCGCGGCUGGUUAUCCCCGAAACGUACACCGGUUACUUCGAACUUCUCAGUGAGGAGGGGAGGGCUGUGCGCUGCGUCGAGAGUGUAAUCGAGUUGGCCAGGCGGAGACCCGAGGAGGGCUGCCUGGUGCGCGAGACGAUACGCGGGGUCCAAGCCAAGACUGAUUUAGACGGCUCGGUGGUCCCCGAGGGAGCGAGGACCGUCCCGGCAGGUGAGAUACUAGUCCCCACAGGCGAGGCCGUUCUACCAGGCUCCAAAGGCAGGUACCUCAAGUGCCUGGACUCGCGAGGCGACACCAUACUGCUGGGCCUGGAGCAGAGAGGAAAGUUCUCCAUCCUCGCCCGAGAGGAUAACAUCAGCGGCGUUCACACCGCUAAGAACUUGCUGAGCAAACGACUGCCUUUAACUGUUAGAUUAGUCCACGGAACAGCGCCGAGAGGCUUAAAAUCGCCGAGUCAUUUUGUGCCAGAGCUUAGGUUAUUGUCUAUUUUCGAAGAGGAGCACGUGUUCGCAUUACCCCUCCAAAAGGAAAGUCAAAGCGUGACGGCUCUUCCCUUGGCUGCGCCGCUAAAACUGCUGCGCACCCGCAACGAAGACCAAUUAAGGGAGAUGGUCGAGUUUAAUAGACUGGUCGAUAAAUGCACGAAAUUAGCGAGCGACGUAGCGGAUCGCAUUCAAGUAUUGGACGGCAAACUGGGCGAUUCGAAGAAGCAAUCGCCCACCCAGCCCACCGAGAUGAAGAACGGAUUCCUGCUGAGGCGAAGCGCGUCGUCCGACUCGGCCAACCACCGCACCAAACACUCCCAUCACAGGAGAGACGAAAAUCGGAUCCCCGUGCACUCGAAGGACUACGACGAGAUCGAUCAAAUCUACGAUUACGUGCGUGGAUUCGCGCCGCUGCCCAAGAACAUCCGGUCCCCCUUUUCGGACCCGUCUCCUUCCCUAACGUCUCACAGCUCCACACCCUCUCAUCCAGUCUCCGAUCUCGCCAAACCCGAACCCCCUCCCAUCGAAACCAUACCCACCAAAAAGCUGCAAGCUGAGAAAAGAAAUAGAAAAUCGACGAUUAAAGAUAACACAGCCAAAGUACACACGCACAACGAAAAGACCCCACCGGGGUUGCCGAAACUGUACGUUAAAAACGGGCAUUCGCAACGCAGUAGGCUUCUCAGGCAGAAGAGCGCUUCUCCGAUGAAAGAAACCCCGCCGAGUCCGAUGUCGAAGUCCGGCUCUCCCUUGUUUAACAUUCGCUACAAGUCCCUGAACAACCUUCAGCAGGCCAUGGAGUUGGACGGCACUUUGGACUCGAGCAACUCCGGGGGUCGCGCUUCCGGUGAUUCCGGUGGAGGGGCCAAGCAACCCGAGAAAAGAUCUCGGAAGUUGUCGAGGCCGAGAAGUCUGACGAACCUGGUUUGGGAGAUACGCGAGCACCCGGACAUUUCGAUGCCCAUCGUGGACAAGCCCAAGAAGAUCGUCGACCCAGCUGCCAUAGUCUACAAGAAGCACUCCAAGUACUCCAUAAGCGGGCAAAAUCAGCGCAGGGGCGCCGGUACCCUUUAUUUGUAA
This is a messenger RNA of Brassicogethes aeneus, 2194 nucleotides long. The record is from the annotation of a GenBank genome assembly. Lineage: Eukaryota; Metazoa; Arthropoda; Insecta; Coleoptera; Nitidulidae.